This is a messenger RNA of Ixodes scapularis (black-legged tick), 552 nucleotides long. RefSeq lists its product as uncharacterized. Gene Ontology annotation, biological process: symbiont-mediated perturbation of host defenses. The transcript has 5 exons. Gene Ontology annotation, molecular function: amine binding. Bases 1 to 552 code for a protein of 183 amino acids. NCBI's taxonomy places the organism in Eukaryota, Metazoa, Arthropoda, Arachnida, Ixodida, Ixodidae. The record is from RefSeq and is a predicted model, not a curated record.
AUGCCCCUUGUUCUUUACAGAUUUCUCUGUCUUGUUAGUUUCAGUUAUGCCAGCGCAACGUUCCAUUUCCCAGAGCUCAAGCCGGAGCUUGAAAAGUACCAGGACGGAUCUGAGGUGUACCCGCUUACCGAGCCAUUUUACGAGCUGUACAGGAACUACGAGGAAGACCCAUUUCUGGGCACUGCCAAAUGCGUGAAGUUCAGUCAGGUGGGCCCAGAAGAGGAUCGCGGAUACCCGAUAUUAGCUCAGUGGGGAGAGGACAACCAGUCGAUGAUUGCAUAUGCAAAACUUGAAUCCAGUGAAGGGUACACAGCAAAAAACAUGGUAGUCUAUGCGGUGGAAGGUGUGGAUGGGUCACUGCCCUUAUACGUUACAUUCUUGGAAGUCGGCAACUGCGGAAUAAUAAGGAACGCCUACGUGAACGAGGAUUCAUGCUGUGUCGUCGUUCCCGAGAGUCAUCUUGGACAGGAGACGGUCAUUUGCGACUUCGUGUACGACCUGUUGUGUGGUAGUUAUAAGUACCAACUCUAUGACGAAAGUUGUAAAUGGUGA